Molecule: messenger RNA, 3763 nt
Organism: Delphinapterus leucas (beluga whale)
Lineage: Eukaryota; Metazoa; Chordata; Mammalia; Artiodactyla; Monodontidae
Gene: CEP70
Product: centrosomal protein 70
Biological process (GO): cilium assembly; regulation of microtubule cytoskeleton organization
Cellular component (GO): centrosome
Molecular function (GO): gamma-tubulin binding
Source: RefSeq, a predicted model, not a curated record
CGGAGCCUAAUUUGAUUUUAUUAAGAAAAUCAGUGAGGUGAAAAUAUUGCAAGGCUAAGAGACCCGUGACACGCAGACCAAACAGGUUUUUGUACCACUUUAUUUUCUAACCGUAAUAAUGUUAAACACUGGGCACGCAUUACCUUUGUUGGUUUCAGUCCUCUGUAUGAGGUUUUGUUUUGUUGUGUUGUUUUACUUUUGGUAUUGCCAAGUAGACCCGGGCCUUCCCCGCCCCACUUUGGGGAAGAGGUGGCUGACUAGGGUUUUGCCCGCAGCUUCUGCUUGGAGGCGUGUUCUGACCCUUUAUGUAACCUCUCGCGGGGGCAGAAUGAUUUGGUUGAGAUGAAAUCCCGUGCUAAUUCCGUUUCCUUAUUUGCGGUAGAUUCAGUUCUUUUUAGGAAGUUAAACAGCAUGUUGGCAUACUUUUGGAAUAGAGCUUUUGCAUUUAAUAGACAAUAGAGACUUUGAAAGCAUUGGAUGUACCAUUUAUUGCAGUAAAGUGAAAUACGUACUUUUGAGAAAGCUAAUUCCACAUUUUGAUGUGACUCACUUGAGAAAGAACAGCUACUGGUCAUGCUUUAUUUCCAGUUCCCCCCCGCAAAGUAGUGAAAAAUGAUUACAUUUUAAUUUAUGGUGCAUGUUACAGGGGCUUCAGACCUAUAAAGGGCAAGUUACCAAAGGACUCUUGGGAGAUCUCAGUGCAAGGAGAUAGAAAUGUGUUUUGCUUCUAUGCACUUGGCUUUCUAUGCUGUGUACAAAUGAACUCCAACCCUGCAACUCCUAUUCUCACAGUCUUACUUUAGGUGUGUUAUGACACUGAUUAAAGCAAGCUGCACCUUCUGCUUUGGCUUUGGGAAGCAUUGGGUCUCUUCUGACUCAGAGUUCCAGACCUAUGUCCUGUUACAGCUUGUAGUGGGGUAAAGGCAGCUGCAAACUAUUGGCACAUUAAUUUCACAGUAUGGACUUCUGAAAAGGAGGGCUUGGUCACAGGUGAAAUUGUGAAAGUUGUUCUCCCUGCCUUUGCUUUUUGUGUUCAGUGGUAUUGUCUGAGAGUACGCCUGCCUAUGAGAAUUAUUCUACUGCCGCAGACCAGCCAGAGAAAGAGGAUUUCGCCGCCCAGGGUCAGAAGGGAAGGGAUGAAGAUCCAGUUUCAGAUAUGAGAGUCACUGAGUGAUCAUUUCAUUGAGAUCAACUUGAAUGACCAGGUGAAAAGUGCAAGAGGACUGUGCUAUGACUGAGGCAACUCACACAUUUUUAUUGCCAACCUCUACUUCCUUUGACUCUACAAAGAAAAUUGUAUCUACAGCAGCCCCUAAAGCCCAGGAGUCCAGCAAAUCAUCAGACGGACUCAUGACUGAAAAACAGCGGGAAGAAGCAGAAUGGGAAAGCAUAAACGUGCUGUUGCUGAUGCAUGGCUUAAAACCUUUAUCUCUAGUCGAAAGAACAGAUACGAAAGAUCUCAUCAUUUUUGACAAACAGUCAUCACAAAGGAUGAGGGAGAAUUUAAAAACUUUGAUGGAAGAAACAUCACGUCAACAGAACAUGAUCCAGGAGCUCAUAGAAACUAAUAAGCAGCUUAAAAAUGAACUUCAGCUACAACACAGCCGAGCAGCAGAUCAGGAACAACGAGCUAAUGACUUGGAACAAAUUAUGGAGAGUGUGAAAUCCAAAAUUGGUGAAAUGGAGGAUGAAUCCCUAAAUAGGGUUUGCCAGCAACAGAAUAAAAUAAAAGAACUUCAAAAGGAGCAUAAAGCUUUACAGGCAAAAUGUGAGCAUUAUAAGAAAAAACGAAUGGAGCAACAAGAGACUAUUGCUUCUUUGCAGAAGGAUAUCUGUAGAUUAACAAAGGAGGACGAAGAGCGCAUCAUCACUCAAAACAGAGUGUUCUCCUAUCUCUGCAAGAGAGUUCCUCAUACCAUCUUGGAUAGACAGUUGCUUUGCCUAAUUGAUUACUAUGAAUCUAAAAUUAGAAAAUUUCAUAAACAAAGGCAAUAUGAAGAAGAUGAAAGUCAGUCAGAAGAAGACUACAGGAGUCUGAGUGCUUCACCUACUUAUAAAGGCCUUCUAAUGUCAUUACAGAAUCAACUCAAGGAAUCGAAAUCUAAGAUAGAUGCACUUUUAAGUGAAAAGCUGAAUCUCCAGAAAGAUUUGGAAACCAGGCCCACACAGCAUGAAUUAAGACUUUAUCAACAACAGGUGAAGAAGCUGGAGAAAGCCCUUAAGAAAAGCAUCAAAUUACAGGAUCUUAUCAGUCAAAAAAAGGCUGAGGACAAAGAGGGAAAAGAUGAGCCCAGCAAAGAUAACCAGCAGCAGACCCUAAUUGACCAGAGAUACUUUCAGGUAUUAAGGAGCAUCAAUUCAAUUAUUCACAAUCCAAGAGCUCCAGUAAUAAUUUAUAAACAGAGCAAAGGAGGAGCCCAACAUUUUAAUAAAGAUCUUGUUCAAGAUUGUGGAUUUGAGCAUCUUGUUCCUAUAAUAGAAAUGUGGGCAGAUCAGCUGGCUUCCUUAAAGGAUUUGUAUAAGUCCUUGAAAAUACUAUCUGCAGAACUGGUGCCUUGGCAUAAUUUAAAGAAGCAGGAUGAAAAUGAAGGUGUCAAAGUUGAAGAUCUGUUGUUUAUAGUAGAUACCAUGUUAGAAGAAGUGGAAAAUAAGGAAAAGGACAGCAAUAUGCCAGACUUUCAAAUUUUGCGAGCUAUUGUUUCUCACUUCCAAAAAUUAUUUGAUGUGCCUUCUUUAACUGGAGUCUAUCCCCGAAUGAAUGAGGUUUAUACUAGGCUUGGAGAAGUGAACAAUGCUGUGAGAAACCUCCAGGAACUCUUAGAACUAGAUAGUUCAUCCUCAUUGUGUGUGCUGGUGAGCACAGUUGGAAAAUUGUGUAGGCUGGUCAAUGAAGAUGUGAAUGAACAGGUCAUGCAGGUAUUGGGACCUGAAGACCUCCAAAGCAUUAUCAACAAAUUGGAAGAACAUGAGGAAUUUUUCCCAGCAUUUCAGGCAUUUACUAAUGACCUACUUGAAAUCUUAGAAAUUGAUGACUUGGAUGCCAUUGUACCUGCAGUAAGGAAAUUAAAAAUACUUUCAUCCUGAAAACAAAUCAUUUUUACUGUGUAAAUUGCAUUCUUAACAUUCUAAAUAUUUUGUAGGAUUGAUCUUACUCUGAGACAAGGGUUAUAAAAUGUAUAUACUCUCAGAAUUCACCCCCUUCUUUCUGUUGGGUCCUUCUCCAUCCAUAUAAUUUUUAUUGACUUUGAGAUUCUUUUAUAGAAAACAUUGCUAAGUUUAAUUACUAAAUUAACUUUAGAUCCUUUAAUCAUUUCUUAAGCAAUUCUUGAGUGCUUAAAAUGUAAGAUUGUUUUAAAGUACAGUGUGUAAGAGAGAAACUCAGGGAGAGAGUGCAAGUAAUAGAAACGUUGCAUUUAAUUAAGUUCAGAGUUUUUUGGCCUGGGAACAAGGAAUGCCAGUGGCUCUCUUUAGUCCAGCCAGCAGGAAGCUGUUGCUUUCCUGGCAAGGAAAUGGCACAUUCUAUUAAGAUAUCCCUCAUGACACUUGCCCUUUCAGAGCAGAAGGAACAAAAGGAAGAAGGAAAAAAGUUUUUAUCGUGUUAGGGUAGGAAAUGAAUUAUGAGGUAAAAUAGAUGAGUGGAUGUGAGUCUCUCAUAAAGUGUCCUUUUUGCUAUCUUGAUGUGAUGUACUUUUUAUAAGGGCAUGAAAUCUUAAAUAAAAUUUUUGUAAUGAAUUUCCAAACGUAAAUGUUCUCAGUGACUUAC